UUCGUAUAAGUUAUAAGCAUUACAGUAAAAUACACGCUUGCCUUACAUUUAGAUUUUCAGAAAGAACUGACACUUUGGACUUCAUACAGACAUUAUAUUAAAAUCAAAAUUUAAGGAAAAUUAUUGACAGUUUUAGCAUGCCUCGAAUAAAAAAGACUGAAGACAUUCAACAGCCUAAAAAACUUAAAGUCGUGGAUGUUGAAGAUGACAUAAAUUAUCAGAGUGAGAACAGUAGUAGUCCAGUUAGACCACCAGGUAAAUAAUUUCUACCCCAUAUAAAUAUAAGAAACUUAAGAAAGCCUAAGAAUGCAUGUCGGCAAUAUUGUCCUUCUUUAAAUUUGUUUAUAAUUUUAAGUCUAAUACUAGACUAGCACCAUUGACAUUGGACCAUUGGCGGCAAUUUCAAGUUGGGGCUACCCAAGUUGGCUAAUAAAAAAAAUAAAAUACUUUUUUUACUAAUAGUAAUUGGCAGUAACUUAACAUUGACUAUACUAUACCCUCAAGACUACUGACUAAUCAUCAUACGCAUACUACAUAAAAAAAUAUAUAUAUUUAAAUAUAUAUAAUUUUAUAAUUGCUGUGUGUGUUAAAGUUAAAGCUAUUUGAUUUAUUGUAACUGGGAGUUGCCAACUUUUUCUGUUAUUUACAUUAUUCCUUUUUAUUUGUACUAGUCUGGCACCCUCUCCAAAAGUAACAAUUGCAAAGGCAAUGCAUUUUAAAAUUGCAUAUUAAUUGCAAAAAGAUUAGCUGAAGUACUUAGAAAAUGUUUUUUUAAAUUUAAAUCUUUAUUUCAGAUACAGAAGCUCCAAUAUUAAUAAAUCCAGGCCCUGGAAAAAAGAGAAUAGCCGAUGUUGAUUAUGAUCCUGCUGAUUUCAGGUAGCUAUUACUAUUAGUUAUUAGACUAAUUGGUAAGAGUCUCUACUAGAGUUAAAGCCUAGAGGUAGCAGAUUUGAGUCUCAUCUGUGGAUUUUUCACGCCUAUAUAUGGGCUUAUAGUUAGGUUAGUUAGGUACAAUGGACUUAGCUUUAAGUUUAAGGCAAAAAUGAUUAGGGAGGAGAAACCAUAAGUAAAAAUAAAAAACUAGAUGCUGACCAGGGAAAAAAUAUUUUGCUUAUUGAUGAUGUACUUGGUCAUCUUGGUGAACUACAUGGUACUACACAACAUGGCUAUAUUCUUAACAAUUUUUUUUUGUUGUUAAAAUCCAGAAUUGCAUUUUAAUUUUAAAAAAUCAUAUUUUAAUUAUUACUUGAAUAUAAUCAUAGAUACUUUUUGUAUUAUUACCUGGUCAUGACUCUUAUUUGCUUUUUAUAACUUGUUUGAAGUAUUUUAAAGUCAAUUUACAUUUAUAAUGAUUUUACUUUUUAUUAUUUUUUACAGCCAUGAAAUGCAAAAAAUGUUGGAAGGAUUUGGAGGUAAACUUCUGUUUUCACAGAUCUAUAUUAAUGAAUACUAGACAUUAAACACAUUACAAAAUUGAUAACAAAAGAAUGUAAAAUAUAUUUUUAGGAAUAUAUGAAACUUGUGAUCACUUAGUUUUUUUUAAGCAGAGAAAACCUUUACCAGAACAUUGUAAUUGCAUUGAUUAAUGUUAUCUAUUUUCCUAUUAUAAUAUAAUAUUGUUGAUCAAAUUUGGCUUGAGGUUGAUUUUUUUCAGCUGAUAUUUCUAAAACACUGAGUCAUAAAAAGAAAAGAAUGGAACAACUGACCCAAAACUCACUAAAGAAUGCCAACAAAAAAGUUGAGGAAAUUUGGAAGACUCAGCAGCUAGUUAGGUAUGCCCAAGUAUUAAAGUAAAAGUUGUGUUUCAUCUUGAAUAUUCAGUGCAUUUUGUAAAAUAAAAAAACUAUCAUUCCUUUGUCAUUGUUAAGUUUGAUAUGAUUUUACAUUACAAUUAUUCAGAAUCAUGCAGAUAAUUUUUACACCAUUGUUCUGGAUCAUGAUAUUAAUUCUCCAGUUAAGGUACCAGAUUUAAUUAUGCAUUCAAGAUGCAAGAGUUUCAGUAGUGUUACUUUUGGCACAUGCAGUAUUUAGUGAAAUAAUAAAUUUAAACUCUCAAAAAUAUGCAUUUUUCAAAAAUAUGCAUUUUUCAAAAAUAUGUAUUUUUGUCAUUGUGCUAAUGUUAUUAUACCUCAAUACCAGAACUAAAUUGCAAGAGGAAUUCAGUAAGCAAAUAAAUGCUGUGUACCAACAAUGGGAGUCAGAUAUUGAAAAGACAAAAGAGCAAGAAGAAAAAUUAAAUGUGUGUAUUUUCACUUUUACUAUUUUUAGUUUCAUUUUGAUAAAGUCAAUUUUUACAAACUUGAUUUUCAAAUAAUUUAGCCUACUGAAAUCAUUAUGAAAGUACUAAAUGGGGUCAAAAUUGUAACAUUUAGAAUUUAGAAUACAGUAAUUAAGGUAUUAAUGCUUUUUACUGUAUUUUAUUAAAUGACUUAUUGACCAUUAAGUUAUAUUAUUCAAGAGGAUUUGAUCAGUUUGGGGGUAAUAAAUAUAAAAGUUAGUUUUUACAAACUUGUCCACAUCAAGUACUAAAAGUUUUUUUUUUUUUAAAUCUCAUUAGAACCUGUUUAAGCAGCAGCAGAAAUUAUUUCAGCAGUCAAGAAUAGUGCAGAGCCAAAGACUCAAAUCUGUUAGAGAAAUAAGUGAACAGUUUAUAAUGGUAAUCAUCACUUGAUCUUGGGUUUCAUUUCAAUUUGUAUGAUUCCAUCCUUCUUUAAAUAAGAGGUAUUUCAACUACUAAAGUAAUUGAUAUCACCUUAAAAUCAGAUGUCAUAUCUGCUUGUUUGUUGUUGACAACACUAACCUUGGAAAAAUGUAAAUUUAUUCUUCUUUAUUUCUUCUUUAUUAUAAAUUAAUCAAAUGUGUCCUUUAUUAGGCUGAUCUCUUCUGGGUCUUGUUCUUUUGUAACCUUUUAUAAUUUUUCUCAAAUGUUUUUACUUAUGUUUCAAUCUUUACUGCUUUGACAUUUUCCUGGUUUAUAAUUGUUAUUUCCAUACAAUUGUUUACAGUCUGUAUUUCUAAUUUUUUUAUUUAAUUGCUGAAAAUAAAUAUGUAAAAUUUAAUCAAAACACAUCUCUAUUUAUUUAAAUAAAAAAAUAUUAUCACAUCUAAUCUUUAGGGUCUUGAGGAAUUAGAACGUAAUCGACAAACUCAGCAGACAUCUCUCCAAACUGAAUUGAAAAAAGAAAUGCAGCUUCUCCAAAAACGUAUUCUAAUGGAUACUGUAAGUUUUGACAUAUGUAAUUAAAAAUAUUGGUUGAUAGAACCCUCCUAGAGAAAGUGGAAGUAUUAAAAAAACAUAUGAAUAAACUGAAAGUGUUAAAAGUUAUUGUGAUACAGCAUGCCUUGACACUUUUCCUCCAACACUAAGAUGUACAUUCAUGUAAAUUCUUAAUUAUAUAUUUACUAAAAGAAGCAAAUGUUAAACUUGAACCACUUAUUAAGUGCUGGCUAUAGCAAUAGUUUAGAAAGUAAAGAGUCCAUGAAAGUGGCUCAAAUUAUGAGAUUGAAGAUAUUAUUCUUCCUUUAAACUACACUCUGGUCAGACAUCAAAUGGUAGUGGUACAUAUUCUAAUGUUUAUCCAUCUAUUUCUGUGGCCCUACAGCUUUGCUUUUCCAUGCUUGGAUUCCCAGCUGCUGUAAAUUGUUUCCACAUUGCCUAUCCAUCUUAGCCUCUGCCUUUAAGCUAUUUUCCUCGUGGGUUUUUGUGGUGCACCCUCUUCGCUGCUCUGUAAUUUUGAUAUUCAUUCUAAUUCUAAGUGUCCUACCCAGCACAACCUGUCCUCUCUUUAUUUCUGCUGCUUGUAUGACAUCCUAGUAUGGUCCAUACUUAAUAAUGUUGAGAUCAAUUAGUUGCUACAGUUUCAUACACUUACGUGCCAUUUAUUUUGAACAUUUAGAUGCACUCUGAAGGAUUGAAAAUUCAAAGCAAUUCAUAUACAGCUCACAAAUAUUAAUUAUAAUUUUCAAAAUAGCUAUUAUUUUCUUGGCUCAAUGAGCAUGAUGGUAGUCUUGUCGAAUAACUAUUUUAAAACCAAGUGGCUGAGAGUACUUAUUCAUUUUUAAGAAAACAGUUGGGGCAGAGAAGUUGGUCUUUAUAAUUUAUGCAUUGUGAUAAAGAUAUUAUGCAUCUUAACUCUUUAAACAACAAAAAUAUAUAUGAUACAAAACCCAUAAAAAAUAUAGUCCUUUUUUUAUCUAUAAAAUCAUCAUCUUAUUAUGUCACAAUAGCAACUGAUGAUGUAAUGUAAUAAUUUGGAUUGAAAGAAUGUUGAAUAAAGCCCAAAUAAUAAUAUAUUUCUUGUACUUGUAUUAUUCCAGCAACAGCAAGAAAUGUCAAAUGUUAGAAAAUCACUUCAUUCAAUGCUGUUUUAAGAGCCUGAGUGAAUCAUUAUAUAACAAAUGUAAAAAUGCCAAAUCUGAUUUUAAC
Lymnaea stagnalis (great pond snail) is the source of this 4426-nucleotide messenger RNA. NCBI's taxonomy places the organism in Eukaryota, Metazoa, Mollusca, Gastropoda, Lymnaeidae. The record is from the annotation of a GenBank genome assembly.